This is a messenger RNA of Oncorhynchus mykiss (rainbow trout), 2057 nucleotides long. The record is from RefSeq and is a predicted model, not a curated record. Lineage: Eukaryota; Metazoa; Chordata; Actinopteri; Salmoniformes; Salmonidae.
GAGGAGUUGGCAACACUGCACAAUAUUUGCGCGGUCACUCGGCUUUCUUGUCAAUAUAAUGGAUCAUCACUGAUGAAACUCACAACUGUGCAAACUAUUGCACAACUUCAACUUCUAUCCACUUUUUGCAGUAGAAGGCUCUGACCCGGUACAGCAUAAAGCUUUCCGAUAUCAGAUUUUCUGUUAACUCCGUAGGCGAUCAAUGUCCUCGACUCUACUGAAGAUGGAUGUACUUCAUAUUUUGCAGACGAACUUUGUGUCUAUUGUAAUCGGAUUUGUCGUUAUUAUUUUAUUGUGGAUGAAUCGAGGCAAACAAAGCAACUCACGUUUGCCUCCUGGUCCUUCACCGAUUCCUCUGCUUGGUAACUUGUUACGAAUGGAUGUGAAAGCGCCAUACAAGCUCUACAUGGAGGCUAUCAAGGAUGCUUUUGUCACACAAGGAGAAGAGUUCAGCGGCAGAGCCAACUACCCCGUCAUCAUGACAGUCUCUAAAGGAUAUGGGGUGUUGGUGAGCAGUGGGAAGAGAUCAAAAGAUCUUCGCAGGUUCUCGCUGAUGACCCUUAAAACCUUUGGGAUGGGGCGCAGGAGCAUCGAAGAACGUGUCCAAGAAGAGGCUAAGAUGCUGGUGAAAGCCUUCGGUGAAUAUAGAGAUUCAGUUGUCAAUCCCAAAGAAUUGCUUUGCAAUUGUGUUGGCAAUGUGAUCUGCUCCAUAGUCUUUGGGCACAGGUUUGAAAAUGACGACCCAAUGUUUCAGCUCAUCCAAAAGGCUGUUGAUGCCUACUUCCAUGUACUCAGCAGCCCUAUUGGAGCGAUGUACAACAUGUUCCCUAGAAUCGUUUGGUGCUUUCCAGGCAAUCACCAUGAGAUGUUUGCUAUCGUUAACAAGGCCAAAGAUUACAUACAAGAGCAAGCAGAAAUCCGUCUUAAAACCCUUAACAUCUCUGAACCUCAGGACUUCAUCGAGGCCUUCCUGGUUAAAAUGCUGGAGGAGAAAGAUGAUCCCAACACUGAGUUCAACAAUGAUAAUAUGGUGAUGACUGCAUGGAGCCUGUUUGCUGCUGGAACAGAAACCACAUCAUCCACCCUAAGACAAUCAUUUCUGAUGAUGAUAAAGUACCCUCACAUUCAAGAGAGUGUUCAGAAGGAGAUAGACGAGGUGAUUGGCUCAAGAGUGCCCACGGUUGACGACAGAGUUAAAAUGCCCUACACGGAUGCUGUCAUUCACGAAGUCCAGCGAUACAUGGACCUCAGUCCCACCUCCGUACCCCACAAAGUGAUGAGGGAUACAGAGUUCUACAACUACCACAUUCCAGAGGGUACCAUGGUCCUGCCUCUGCUGUCCUCUGUGCUUGUUGAUCCCAAACUUUUUAAAAACCCAGAUGAGUUUGACCCAGAGAACUUCCUGGAUGAAAAUGGAGUCUUUAAGAAAAAUGAUGGAUUCUUUGCUUUUGGAGUGGGGAAGCGGGCGUGUCCUGGAGAGGCUCUGGCCAGAGUGGAGCUCUUUCUCUUCUUUACCUCCCUCCUGCAGCGCUUCACUUUCACCGGCACCAAACCUCCAGAGGAGAUCAACAUCGAGCCAUUGUGCUCCAGCUUUGGCCGCGUGCCGCAUUCCUAUGAUUGCUACAUCGAACUCAGGACUGAGGAGUGACCACUUUACUGUGGAGAGGUCACAGGCUCAGCUUCACAGUCAGCUGCUUGUCAUUAUACAGUAACCAUAGCCUUACAUUUACCACCUUUUUUUCUUGUAGACAACUAUAUAAGCGUUAGUGAGUUGUAUGCCUCUUGUUAUCAUCCUCAGGUAGGAUCUCUAAAGUAUGGGUUGAUAUUUUAAUGCUAAUAAGCAACUGUAAGCAACUGAAUUUGGUCUUGUUUUGUAGGUUGUUACGUGGUUAGGACUGUACAUCUAUACUGGCAAAGUACUUAAGAGGUACUGUACACUAUGUAUACUGUGGGGGUCACUUUGUUAUUCUGCUGAUGUAUUGUAACACAACAUUUGGUUGUCAUUUUUGCUUCAACUAAUAAAUAGUACUGCACACUUCAGCCAGAUUCAAACAAUA